Messenger RNA from Hemisphaericaspora subhashii, 999 nucleotides. It is a transcript of the gene MDH1-1, whose product is annotated as malate dehydrogenase. Gene Ontology annotation, biological process: malate metabolic process; tricarboxylic acid cycle. The transcript has a single exon. The record is from RefSeq and is a predicted model, not a curated record. NCBI's taxonomy places the organism in Eukaryota, Fungi, Ascomycota, Pichiomycetes, Serinales, Debaryomycetaceae. Gene Ontology annotation, cellular component: mitochondrion; cytoplasm. Gene Ontology annotation, molecular function: L-malate dehydrogenase (NAD+) activity. Bases 1 to 999 code for a protein of 332 amino acids.
AUGCUUUCUAAAAUUGCCACUAGAUCAUUCUCAUCCUCUGCUUCCAACGCUUACAAAGUUGCCGUUUUAGGUGCUGGUGGUGGUAUUGGUCAACCAUUAUCCUUAUUAUUAAAGUUAAACAACAAGGUUACUGAUUUAGCAUUAUACGAUAUCAGAGGUGCUCCAGGUGUUGGUGCUGAUGUUUCCCACAUCCCAACCAACUCAACUGUUAAGGGUUACAACCCAGAUCAAUUAAAGGAAGCUUUAACUGGUUCUGAUGUUAUUGUUAUCCCAGCUGGUGUUCCAAGAAAGCCAGGUAUGACUAGAGAUGAUUUAUUCAACACCAAUGCCUCAAUUGUUAGAGAUUUAGCUAAGGCUGCUGCUGAUUAUGCUCCAAAUGCUGCUAUCUGUAUUAUCUCCAACCCAGUUAACUCUACUGUUCCAAUUGUUGCCGAAGUUUACAAGUCAAAGGGUGUUUACAAUCCAAAGAAAUUAUUUGGUGUUACCACUUUAGAUGUCUUGAGAGCUUCUAGAUUUGUUUCUGAAGUUGCUGGUACUAACCCAGUUAAUGAAAAGGUUACCGUUGUCGGUGGUCACUCUGGUAUUACCAUUAUUCCAUUAUUAUCUCAAACUGUUCACAAGGACUUAGCUCCAGAAACCAGAGAUGCUUUAGUUCACAGAAUUCAAUUUGGUGGUGAUGAAGUUGUCAAGGCUAAGGAUGGUGCUGGUUCUGCCACUUUAUCCAUGGCUCAAGCCGGUGCCAGAUUUGCUGGUUCCGUUUUAGAUGGUUUAGCCGGUGAACGUGAUGUCAUUGAAUGUACUUUUGUUGACUCUCCAUUAUUCAAGGAUGAAGGUGUUGACUUCUUCUCUUCUAAGGUUACCUUAGGUCCAGAAGGUGUUAAAACUGUUCAUGGUUUAGGUCAAUUAUCUGAUUACGAAGAAGAAUUAGUUAAGGCUGCUAAGGAAACCUUGAUUGGUAACAUUAAGAAGGGUGUUGAAUUUGUUAAGCAAAACCCAUAA